Colletotrichum abscissum is the source of this 1275-nucleotide messenger RNA. RefSeq lists its product as uncharacterized. The record is from RefSeq and is a predicted model, not a curated record. NCBI's taxonomy places the organism in Eukaryota, Fungi, Ascomycota, Sordariomycetes, Glomerellales, Glomerellaceae. Bases 1 to 1275 code for a protein of 424 amino acids. Gene Ontology annotation, cellular component: ERMES complex. Gene Ontology annotation, molecular function: lipid binding. Gene Ontology annotation, biological process: mitochondrion organization; phospholipid transport. The transcript has a single exon.
AUGUCAAUAGACCUCAACUGGGAGACGCUCACGACGGGCCCCGACGGAGAAGCUCUCGCCCUCCGCAUCCGCGACUUCAUUCACACCAAAUUCCAGGCUGUGCCGUUGCCGCGCUUCAUCAAGUCCGUCAAAGUACACGACUUUGAGUUCGGCACCAUCGCCCCCGAACUAGAACUUAAGGACAUCACCGACCCGCUACCAGAAUUCUACGAGGAAAACUCCGACAUUGAGGAUGACGAGGAAGAGGAGCAGGCCAUCCUCGAGGAGCAGGCACAGCAGCAGCAGCAUGGGCCCAGGAGUCAGCUGAGCGCCGGCGAGAGGAGGAGGCAGAGGGAGGAGGCGUCGAUGCCGCCGAGGCUGAGCACGCACGCGCUCCGUGGCCAGUCUGGGGACUUCCCCAGCCCGUUUCUGGGUGUAUCGACGCCGGGGAUUCUCGGCGGGACGUCGAACCUGCAUUAUUUCCAGUCGCACCUGGGCACCGGCUGGUCGGGCACGCAGACGCCCCUCGCCGCGGUGGCGGGCGCGCACAUGGGCAACAGGCUGGACACCUCGGCCGUGCUUUCGCCUGUCGGCUCGCCGCCACCGAACGGAUUUUCCUCGCCGAGCCACAGCCGGAACCCCUCGCAGAGUUCCAUCUCCGUGAGCGACUUCAACCCGGCGCUGGCGCAGCUGAGAGAAAAGUCGAGUGUGUCGACGCUGGCGCCCACGUCGGCGGGUGCGUCGAGGCCGCCGACGCGGGACACACACCUCGCGGGGUCGGCGAUCCAGGAGGAGGACGAGGAGGUGCUGCCGGAAGACGAAGACGACAGCAACAACAACGCGCCGCGGUUCCGGGAGCCGAGGCCCGAGGACCUGCAGGCCGUGUUCCGCAUACGGUACGCCGGCGACGUGAGGCUGCGCCUGACGGCGGAGAUUUUGCUCGACUACCCGAUGCCGAGCUUCGUAGGGAUCCCCGUGCAGCUCAGCGUCACGGGCCUCACGUUUGACGGCGUCGGCGUGAUGGCGCAUAUCCGGAAGAGGGUGCAAUUUUGCUUCCUGAGCCCCGAGGACGCGGUCACGGCCGUGGGCGCGGACGACGCGGGCCCCAGCGAGCCGGGCAAGAGGUUCGGCGGCUUGCUGCAGGAGAUCCAGGUCGAGAGCGAGAUUGGCCUCCGGGACGGGGGCAAGCAAAGCUUGAAGAAUGUGGGCAAGGUCGAGAGGUUCGUGCUGGAGCAGGUGAGGCGGAUAUUCGAGAAUGAGUUUGUGUAUCCCAGCUUCUGGACAUUCUUGGUUUAG